This is a messenger RNA of Gadus chalcogrammus (walleye pollock), 1966 nucleotides long. Its product is annotated as noelin-2-like. Bases 518 to 1966 code for a protein of 482 amino acids. NCBI's taxonomy places the organism in Eukaryota, Metazoa, Chordata, Actinopteri, Gadiformes, Gadidae. Gene Ontology annotation, biological process: signal transduction. The transcript has 8 exons. The record is from RefSeq and is a predicted model, not a curated record.
CUGUCAGGACAGCCAACAGAAAGACUGAGCUUAGCGGCCUGGUUGCUGGUUGCUUUGGGAGGCAACGAACCUCCGCCACCCCAUCUAGAGUCCCUGUCUCCCAGUAGAUUAGCGAUCACCGCGUAGACGCUCAAAACAGGAGCUCUAACUCCAACUGUCCAAAAAGCUCAGCGCUUACCCCCUGCUCCCCGUGUCUAUGAGUGGAGAGAACAAGAGGGACUUAAACUGGCAAACAUUUGGGAUUUCUUGUGGUGGUUUAAUAUCGGACACCAUAUCUCUGUGAAUUAGUGUGUGGACAAGACACUACAUUCGAUCGAGCACAAGUCCAUGGGAUUACUUUGAUGUUGAUGGUGAUGAUGGCGAUGCUGAGGCUGAUCACGCGUGUAACAGCGGCUGUGUAGUAUGACCGACCUACUCAGCGCGGAUCCUUGACCAGAGAGACGAGGUAGAAAACAAGUGUGCACGUCGUUGGUGGUUAGCGGAAUCGCUUGGAAGUGAGUGUGCACAUUCCGGCAGGAUGAGCGUCCCCAUGCUGAAGAUCGGAGCGGUGCUCAGCACCAUGGCCAUGGUGACCAACUGGAUGUCCCAGACACUGCCGUCCCUGGUCGGUCUGAACGGGACCGCCGUGUCCCCCGACGGCACGCACGAGAGGAUCGUCAGCGGUCUGUACCCGGGGUCGGAGGAGGGCUGGCAGAUCUACAGCACAGCCUCAGACCCAGAUGGCAGGUGUCUGUGCACGGUGGUCGCACCCGCCCAGAACUUGUGCAAACGAGACCCGCGCAGCCGACAGCUACGCCAGCUCACAGAACAGGUCCAGAAUGUGAGUCAGUCCAUGGAGGUGGUGGACCUGCGGACCUCCAGAGACCUCCAGUAUGUCCGGGACUCUGAGCCCCUUCUCAGAGGCGUGGACGGACGUCUCCACACCUACGUGGCAAACUCCCGGGCGCUGACCACUAAAGGCCUGAAGGAGUUAAAGGGCCAGAUGUCUCAGCUGCGCCCCCUCCUGUCCGUGGUGGAGCAGUACCGGGCAGACCUGCAGACCCUGGCCACCCUGCGCUGGGAGCUCCUGAAUCUGUCCGUCAGCCUGUCCGGCAUCCAGGAGGAGAUCGGGGCCUACGACUAUGAGGAGCUACAGCACAGGGUUCUGAUGCUGGAGACCAGACUGCACGCCUGCAUGAACAAACUAGGCUGUGGUCGUCUGACCUGGGUGAGCAUCCCGAUCACCGUGAGGGCCUCUGGCUCUCGCUUUGGCUCCUGGAUGACCGACGCCAUGAUACCCAGCUCCGACAGCAGGGUGUGGUCUAUGGACGGCUACUAUAAAGGCAGGCGCGUGCUGGAGUACAGAACCAUGGGGGACUUCACCAAGGGCCAGAAUUUCGUGCAGCAUCUGCUGCCCCACCCGUGGGCCGGGACCGGACAUGUGGUCUACAAUGGUUCACUGUACUACAACAAGCAUCAGACCAACAUCCUGGUCCAGUAUCAUUUCCGCUCGCGCACCGUGUUGCUGCAGCGCAGUCUGAGCGGGGCGGGCUACAACAACACCUUCCCCUACAGCUGGGGGGGGUCCUCGGAUAUCGACCUGAUGGCGGACGAGACCGGCCUCUGGGCCAUCUACACCUCCAUACCCAGCGCUGGGAACAUACUGGUGAGCCGUCUGGACCCCCGCUCCCUGGAGGUCCUACAGAGUUGGGACACAGGCUUCCCCAAGCGCAGUGCGGGCGAGGCCUUCAUGAUCUGCGGCACCCUCUACGUCACCAACUCCCACCUGGCCGGCGCCAAGGUGCACUUCGCCUACCACACCAACACGUCCACGUACGAGUACACGGACAUCCCCUUCCACAACCAGUACUCCCACAUCUCCAUGAUGGACUACAACCCCCGGGAGAGAGCGCUGUUCACCUGGAACAACGGACACCAGGUCCUCUACAACGUCACGCUGUUCCACGUCAUCCGCAGCGACGGAUAG